AUGGCACCACCACCUACCGUUAUAUUAGACAAUGGGGCGCAUACGAUGAAAAUAGGUAUCUCGUCUUUUGAUACACUACCAAGGCUGGUAUCUAACGCUAUUAUACGUGGCAAAAAUGAUAAGCGUUUGUAUGUUGCAGACGAAUUUGACGAUUGUAAGGAUUUUUCCUCUCUUUUCUAUCGGCUUCCCUUUGAGAGAGGCCUUUUGGUUAAUUGGGAUAUUGAGCGUACUGUUUGGGAUCGGGUUUUCAAGCAUGUAAUCCGGUUAGAACCUAAGGAAAGUCGAUUACUUGUAACUGAGCCUUGUUUCAACUUGCCUAAAAUACAAGACAAUUACGACCAAAUCAUUUUCGAGGACUAUCAGUUCCAAGCUUGCUAUCGUACUAUAGCUCCCGAACUCUGCUUAUUUAAUGAAGUAGGUGGCCUAUUUGGUGACAAACUUGGAUCAGUGCCUGACUGUACGUUAAUAGUUGAUUCAGGGUAUUCGUUCACGCACAUCAUCCCUUUCUACAAAGGACAAGCUAUUGCUCAAGGAAUUCGACGACUUAAUGUCGGCGGAAAAUUGCUUACGAAUCAAUUAAAAGAAACGGUGUCAUUUAGAGCGUAUGAUAUGAUGGAGGAAACUCAUAUUAUAAACGAAGCAAAAGAAAAAUGCUGUUUUGUAUCAAUGGAUGUAUAUAAGGAUUUGGAAAUAUGCAAAAAGCCUUUUCGACAAAAUUCCGUCAUUCAAGAAUACGUGUUGCCUGAUUUUAUACACACCACAGCAGGACAAAUACGGCAUCCUUCGUCGAAUGAGAAUCAACGACAGCAGAGCAAAGAUCAGCAAAUUCUGAUGAUGAACAAUGAGCGAUUUAUGAUACCCGAAAUAUUGAUGCGUCCUUCAGAUAUUGGAAUAGAUCAAGCAGGAAUACCGGAAGCAAUUGUUCAAAGUGUGAGUGCUACUGACUCUUCUAUGCAUGGACUAUUCUAUGCGAAUAUCAUACUCGUGGGUGGUAACGCUAACUUUCCUGGUUAUAAGGAAAGAAUUGAACAAGAUCUGCGGCAAUUGGUCCCUAGUGAAUAUGAUAUUCGAAUAGUGGUGCCCAUUGAUCCAGUAACGUAUGCUUGGGAAGGUGGUGAUCGAUUCAUAUCACAAAGCUCCAAAAGUGAAUUAUCAAGGACUUUUGUUUCUCGCAAAGAAUAUUUAGAGUAUGGCAGUGAGAUCUGUAGGAAGAAGUUCGGUUCUAUCAUGAUAUGA
Molecule: messenger RNA, 1236 nt
Organism: Mycotypha africana
Lineage: Eukaryota; Fungi; Mucoromycota; Mucoromycetes; Mucorales; Mycotyphaceae
Product: actin-like protein ARP6
Exons: 5
Coding region: 1-1236 (411 amino acids)
Cellular component (GO): Swr1 complex
Molecular function (GO): nucleosome binding
Source: RefSeq, a predicted model, not a curated record